AUGGUGUGCUUCAAGACUCUGGCUCUGGCCCUUGGCCUCGGCCUCCUGCUCGAGGUGUUGCCUACUGUGGCCUCGCCUCAUGUAGCUCGCCGAGAGCUCACAAACCGUUCCUCUUGUCCGAUGGCAACUAGCCACCUGGAAAAUGCGGUUCAGCCCAAGAGCGACCCGUGGUACCUGACCACGCCCGCAGACCUUGAUGCUGCAACGCCCGGCACAAUCUUUCGUGCUCGCCCAGCGCCUGGUAAUUUGGCAUCUCGGGUUGCCAACAGCUCAGCGGCGUACAACAUCCUCUUUCGUACGACUGACAGUCAGCAAACGGCGACAUAUGCUGUCGCCACAGUCUUCCUACCUCAGAAGCCGCUAGCCGACACAACUCUGCUCUCGAUCCAAUUGGCAUACGAUACAGUUGACCUUAACCAGUCUCCCUCCUAUGUCAUGUAUUCAUAUAGCGCGGACCAGCUCUCUGAUAUUACUUGGGCCCUUGGCCGUGGGUGGGUUGUCAUCACCGGAGACUAUGAGGGCCCUCUUGCCUCCUUUGGGGCGGGCAGGAUGUCAGGUAGCGCAGUGUUGGACGGUGUUCGUGCUGUGCUCUCGUCGAGCUGCGGUGCUGAAUUCGGCAUGCCGGCCGAUCCUGGCAAGGUCCGCUAUGCCCUCUGGGGAUACUCCGGCGGCGGCCUCGCCACCGAGGCGGCGACAGAGCUCCAGCUCAAAUACGCACCGGAACUCAAAUUUCUUGGAGCAGCUAUGGGCGGCCUCACACCCAAUGCAACCUCAGUUAUUGCUACUGUCAAUAAGGGUCUGUAUGCUGCCAUCAUCCCGGGUUACCUUAUCGGCUCAACCAGCCAGUUUCCUGACGCGCGUGCCUAUCUCCUCAGCCGCCUUAAGCCGUAUGGCCUCCAGAGCAAGGACUUGUUUAUGUCAAUGGUGGAGACUGGCACCGAAAUUGGCAUCAUCACAUUUGCCUUUCAGGAUAUGUCCUCCUACUUCAUCGGCGGCUUUGCGGACCUUGACGCACCGAUCAUGCAGCGUGUACGGGAGAGCGACGGACAGAUGGGCACCCAUGGCGUGCCACAGAUGCAGGUGUUUUGCUACAAGGCCAUUCAUGAUGAGUUGAGCCCUGUCGCGGAUACGGACGCGCUGAUCAAUAAGUACUGUAAGAUGGGAGCCAACAUUCUAUAUCAGAGAGACACUGUCAACAACCACUUUGAUGAGUUCAACUCUGGGCAGCCUCGUGCCCGUAGCUGGCUCAUUGGUGUCCUGGAACAAGGGCAUGUACAGGUUGGAUGCACGAUUCAGAAUGUUACUGACCCUUAUUAUGUAUUUCAUCUCUAG
Messenger RNA from Thyridium curvatum, 1332 nucleotides. RefSeq lists its product as uncharacterized. Gene Ontology annotation, biological process: lipid catabolic process. The record is from RefSeq and is a predicted model, not a curated record. Gene Ontology annotation, molecular function: triacylglycerol lipase activity. NCBI's taxonomy places the organism in Eukaryota, Fungi, Ascomycota, Sordariomycetes, Thyridiales, Thyridiaceae. Bases 1 to 1332 code for a protein of 443 amino acids. The transcript has a single exon.